CUUUCUUCUUCUUUUCUUCUCUCCAUUGAUUGUCAAUUACACCAUUAAUUGUAGUGCUUCUCGGUCUCUGUAACACCCUGCUCCCUCAUCCCUUAUUGGGAAUUUGCACUUCUUAAUUGCUGUCCAACCAAACAAACAAACCAACAAACACUUCCUUCAAAAUUUUCUCACUUUUCGUCUUCCAAGUCUUUGCUUGCUUUUAUCUCAUUAUUUGCUCCUUCCAGAAGAAUAAAACAGGACCCAUGUUUCCUUUUUGUGUUGAGAUUGAAAGAAGAUGUUUAAAUUCUGAGAUUCAGGGAUUGUGGUGAGCAGAGCUUGGUGAAGUAAAGUUCAAGCUUCAGUCUUGGACACCCAUUUCUCUCUAAUUCAAGGCAAUAAAUUGAAGCAUGAUCUGUAAACUGUGAAGUCAGGCGAUCAAUGGCCAAAACCCUCCCCCUUCUACUUGUGACCUUGUUGUUCUUGAGCUUGUUUUCAAAUUUCCCGCCUUCGGUUUCAGUGACCGUUGAGACUCAGGCACUGCUUGACUUCAAGAACCAGCUACGAGACCCGUUCAAUGCGCUUGGUCCUUGGAAAGAAUCAGAAUCUCCAUGUAACUUCUUUGGAGUUGUUUGUGAUGAUACUGGGAAUGUCAUUGAGAUCUCUGUGGUGGAGAAGAACAUCUCCGGAGAGAUUUCUCCGUCGAUACUGGUACUCAAGAGCCUUACAGUGCUCGAACUUAGUGGAAAUCGUAUGUUUGGAGUAAUUCCGGAUCUUUCUGCCCUGAAAAGCUUGAAGAAGCUUCAUUUGACUUCGAACCAAUUCACUGGUCCAUUCCCAAGUUGGGUGGGAAAUCUUACUGGCUUAACUUUUCUCUCAAUAGGCAAAAACUAUUUCGAUGAAGGUGAAAUUCCCGCGAGUCUUGGGAACUUGAAGAACUUGACAUAUCUCUUUCUGGCAAAUUGCCAUUUGAGAGGAGAGAUGCCGGAUUCGAUAUUUGAUAUGGAGUCCUUGGAGACGCUAGAUUUAUCGACGAACAACAUCUCUGGAGAAUUUCCUAAAGCCAUUGGUAGACUGAAAAAGCUCACUAAAAUCGAGCUCUUCAUAAACAAGUUGACCGGGGAAAUCCCUCUAGAGCUCGGAAGUCUUUCGCUUUUGACGGAUUUCGAUGUAUCCAAUAAUCAAAUGUAUGGAAAAUUGCCUGAGGAAGUAGGAGGGUUGCAGUUCUUGAAGGUCUUCCAGUUAUAUAAUAACAACUUUUCUGGUCAAAUCCCUUCUGGGUUUGAAAUUAUGCGUCAUCUUGAGGGGUUCUCAAUUUAUCAAAACAGCUUUUCAGGGGAAUUUCCGGCAAACUUUGGUCGGUUUUCGCCUCUGAAUAGUUUUGACAUAUCGGAGAAUCAAUUUUCUGGUCCUUUCCCAAAGUACUUGUGCACAGGAAGAAGGUUACUUUACUUACUGGCUCUGAAGAACAACUUUUCUGGGGAGUUACCGGAUACGUAUGCCGAGUGUAAAUCAGUGGAGAGGCUCAGGAUCAGCAACAACCGCAUGUCUGGAUCGUUUCCGGAUGGAGUUUGGGCAUUGCCACUGGCCAAAAUAAUAGAUUUCAAAGACAAUGAAUUUACAGGAAGGAUUUCACCUGAUAUUGGGUUUUCUGCCAAGUUGAAUCAGUUGUUUUUGGAGAACAAUCGGUUUGUGGGUAAGCUUCCAUCAGAACUUGGUAGUCUGAAGAACUUGCAGGCUCUCUAUUUAAGUAACAAUGACUUCUCCAGUGAAAUACCUUCCGAAUUUGGUGCUCUAAAGCAGUUGUCCUCCUUGCAUUUGGAAGAAAAUUCAUUAACUGGUUCAAUACCACCAGAACUUGGUGACUGUGAUAGACUGGUGGAGCUGAAUCUUGCAUCAAAUUCUUUGACUGGUAAAAUCCCACAAACAAUUGCUCAAAUGAACUCUUUGAACUCUCUGAAUCUCUCAAGAAAUAACCUUACUGGUUUGAUUCCACGAAGUUUAGAAAAAUUGAAGCUUAGUUCCAUUGAUUUGUCUGAUAACAAGUUGUCAGGAAAGGUUCCUUCUGAGCUUUUUAGAAUGGGGGGAGAAAACCCAUUUCUUGGUAAUAAAGAACUAUGCAUUGAUCUAAAUUCCAAUGCCCGAACAAACGAUACAAUCAAGGUAUGCGUGGGAGAGCACGGUCAGAGAAGGGCAUACAAACACAGGCUGGUUUUGUUCUCUAUCUUAGCGUCAGUAUUGGUUGUGGUCUUAGCUGGCUUGAUGCUUGUGAGUUACAAGAAUUUUAAGCAUGGUGAAACUGAUAUGAAAACUGAUGUGGAGGGGACGAAAGCGGUAGAUCGAAAAUGGAAACUUGUGUCUUUCCACCAAUUUGAAAUUGACGUGGACAAACUAUGUAACUUGGAAGAAGACAACUUGAUUGGAUGUGGCAGUACAGGGAAAGUUUAUCGGCUAGAUUUGAAGAAAAAUGGUGGUACCGUGGCUGUAAAGCAACUAUGGAAAGGGGAUAAGGUGAAAGUUAUGGUGUCGGAAAUGGAGAUUUUGGGGAAAAUCAGGCAUAGGAAUAUACUGAAGCUUUAUGCUUGUUUACUAAAUGGAGGUUCAAGUGUUUUGGUGCUCGAGUAUAUGGCAAAUGGUAAUCUGUUCCAAGCACUUCGCAGAAAAAUAAAAGGCGGGCAGCCAGAGUUGGAUUGGUAUCACAGGUAUAAAAUCGCUUUGGGAGCUGCAAAGGGAAUUGCAUAUCUUCACCAUGACUGCUUGUCACCCAUCAUUCAUAGAGAUAUAAAAUCGAGCAAUAUUUUGCUUGACGAGGAUUAUGAGCCAAAAAUCGCUGAUUUCGGUGUUGCAAAGAUUGCAGAGAAGUCUCUUGGGGUGUCUGAUAAUAGCUGCCUUGCUGGUACUCAUGGCUAUAUUGCUCCAGAACUGGCAUAUACUGCUAAAGUAACAGCCAAGAGUGAUGUAUAUAGCUUUGGUGUCGUUCUGCUAGAAUUGGUUACAGGCAGAAACCCCAUCGAAGAUGAGUACGGAGAAGGGAAAGAAAUUGUUUAUUGGGUUUCAACUCGUCUCAAUGACCGCAAAAAUGUCAUCAAGGUUCUUGACAGCGAAGUCAUGUCUGAAUCUGUUGAAGAUAACAUGAUCAAGGUCUUGAAGAUCGCUAUCCUUUGCACCGCCAAGCUUCCAACACUACGACCUUCCAUGAGAGAGGUGGUCAAGAUGCUUGUUGAUGCUGAUCCUUCACUUUCAGAUCACCAGACAACAGUUAUUCAAAAAACUGAGAAGGUUUUUCUUGUCUAGCAUUUCUUUUCAUUCCUAGAGUUAGCUUAGCUUAUCUUUCAGUCUCAACUUUAUCAGCAAGUGUAGUUAUUCCAGCCUACUUGUUUGUAAAAUUUAGUGCUAUAAAUAUUUUGGAAGCACAAAA
Tripterygium wilfordii is the source of this 3394-nucleotide messenger RNA. RefSeq names its product receptor protein-tyrosine kinase CEPR2-like. The transcript is spliced from 3 exons. The record is from RefSeq and is a predicted model, not a curated record. NCBI's taxonomy places the organism in Eukaryota, Viridiplantae, Streptophyta, Magnoliopsida, Celastrales, Celastraceae. Gene Ontology annotation, biological process: protein phosphorylation. The coding region runs from base 418 to 3270 and encodes 950 amino acids. Gene Ontology annotation, molecular function: ATP binding; receptor serine/threonine kinase binding; protein kinase activity.